AUGGUGUCCUUCCGCGGUGUACUUUUCGCCCAAGCCAGCCUGCUUCAGAGUGCCUUAGCUUGUGGUUUUCAUGCAGGUCUCUCUCCUACCGAAAAUCCCCUCCUCCGUCGUUCGGCAGUGCCGGAGCUUCCCACGAAGAAAAUCCUCAUUCAGAACGUCCGAGUCUUCGAUGGGCACGUCAUCUUGCCCCCUCGAGACAUUGUGAUUGACGAGAGCAUUAUUCGUAAUGACUCUACAGAUCCGGACGAGAUAAUCGACAGUCAUCACGGCUUUUUGAUUCCUGGCCUCAUCGACAGUCAUACGCACGUGCAGCAGAUUUCUCAUAUGGAGGAUCUCAGUCGCUACAGAGUCACGACUGCUUUCAACAUGAAUUGCAUGAACUUCACCAAUUGUGAAAUCUUCAAGUCUCAGGUCGGCCUUACAUCGAUCUUCACUGCCGGCGUGCCCAUCAUUGCACCAAACAGCGAUCACGCGAGAACAACCCCGAUCCCGAAGUCGAUGCUCGUCACUGAUGUGUCACAGGCUGAGUUGUACGUUGGCUGGGCCGUCGCAAACGGGUCUGACUUUAUGAAGAUCGUGAGUGAGGAGAACGGGCCGACGCAAGAGAUGCAGGAUGCUGCUGUCCAAGCCUCACACAGCCGCGGCAUCCAAUCCUCGACUCACGCAAGCUGGAGAAUACCCUAUCAGCAAGCCAUACAGUCCAAGACGGACAGUAUUCAUCAUAUCUUCGGGGAAUCCCUGCUUGCGAAAAGAUGGCUGCUCCGCAUGAAAGCCCAGGGCCAGUUCAGUGUGCCGACUCUGACGGUGAUGCGGUAUGUGAGCGAGAAUCCAAUCGCUAGGGAGUUCUUACACGGCACCGUCGAGACAAACCAGUCCUAUCCGAUCUACCGGGAGAAUGUCAAGAGACUACACGAAGCUAGAGUACCCGUUGUUGCAGGUACGGAUGCUGUCGGGUACGUCGAGGGCCUCUUUGACAUGCCACACGGGCUGAAGCUGCAUGAGGAACUCGAAAACCUAGUUGAGGCUGGAAUGAUGGAGAUUGAGGCAUUGCGCGCUGCGACAAGCUUGCCAGCAGAGCUGCGCAGUCUAUCCGAUCGUGGGGUCAUCGCUCCUGGAAGACGCCCAGACUUGAUUCUGCUGAAUAGCGAUCCGUUCGUCACUAUUAGCAACACCAAGGACAUCAACAAAGACUCGUUUUACUACCCCGGUACGGUUGAGAUUGAAGGCGACCGCAUUGCUAAGAUCUACCAUGGAAAUCCCAGCGCUGAAGUAUUGAGCGAUCCAUCCAUCACUGCUAUUGAUGGUACAGACAAACUCGUCAUGCCUGGCUUUGUCGACCUCCAUUUCCAUACAUCGGUGGCCAAGGGAUUUGGAGACGAGCUGCCUCUGAAGGAAUAUCUCGAGGAGGUCUGGUAUCCCAGCGUCCGAGCCCUGACCCCAGAACGCGCAUACAUCGGCGCGCUGCAUUCCUACUGCACCGCGAUCAAAUCCGGUACCACCACCGUAAACGACAUGUACCGUUUUGUCGGCUCGCUUGCAGAGGCCGCGGCAAAGAUUGGCAUUCGAGCUGUUCUCAGUAACGAAGUCGCCCUCCCAGAACAUAAGCUCGACCUCCUCGAAGAUAACGAACAGUCGUACCUACAACAUAAUGGAAAAGAGUCAGAUCGAAUUCGUGUCUGGCUUGGCCACGAGUGGAUGUGUACCUCCAACCUUGAGCUCAUGGCCAAAGUUGGAAAGAUGAAAAGUGAGCUCGGCACGGGACUGCACAUCCACUUGUGCGAGUCACAACAGGAGGUUGAGGACACUCGGGCCAAAUACGGAAGGACGCCGGUUGAGAUUGAGUAUGAGUCUGGAUGUCUGGGACCUGACACUGUUGCGGCGCAUUGCGUGCACUUGACCGAUAGAGACAUUGGUCUUCUUGCUGAGACUGGCACCUCUGUCUCCUACGACCCGGGCUCCAACGCAAAGCUUGGAAACGGGAUUGUCCGGCUGCAGAGCAAGAAAAAGGCGUCAAUUCCAGACAUGUUUGAGCUGAUGAAAUUUGGCUCGCUGAUCCAACGAGCUUUACACCAGGAUGCCUCCUUGGCGAAGCCCUACAAUAUCUUGCGCAUGGCGACAGGCAACGGCGCUAAAGCACUUGGAAUUGAUGCUGGUGUCAUCGCUCCCGGGAAAAAGGCCGAUCUCAUCGUCGUAGAUCUUACAAAGAACCAGAUGUUCACGCCUCUUCUGAAGGAUCCUCCGAAACGAAAGAUGAUGCUAGAAAGCCAUCUUGUAUUUGGGUGCAAUGGCUCAGCUGUUCAGCAUUCAAUAAUCUACGGCGUGCUAGUGAUGAAAGACUUUAAAAUGCUGGCUCUUGAUGAGGAGAAAUUGCGUCAGGACAUGGACGCCAUGCUUGAGGAGAUAUCGGAAGAUAUGAAGUUGCUUAUCGUUAAAUGA
Messenger RNA from Clonostachys rhizophaga, 2436 nucleotides. The record is from the annotation of a GenBank genome assembly. Lineage: Eukaryota; Fungi; Ascomycota; Sordariomycetes; Hypocreales; Bionectriaceae.